Tachysurus fulvidraco (yellow catfish) is the source of this 12808-nucleotide messenger RNA. RefSeq names its product lysosomal trafficking regulator (gene lyst). Gene Ontology annotation, cellular component: cytosol; membrane. NCBI's taxonomy places the organism in Eukaryota, Metazoa, Chordata, Actinopteri, Siluriformes, Bagridae. Bases 572 to 11752 code for a protein of 3726 amino acids. The transcript has 55 exons. The record is from RefSeq and is a predicted model, not a curated record. Gene Ontology annotation, biological process: intracellular protein localization. Gene Ontology annotation, molecular function: protein kinase binding.
UAGCAUUGACGUCAUGACAAUGACUGGGGAGAAGAGAAAGCUUCUAUUGUGGUCCACGGAGGCAAAUAUUGUGAUUGAUAAGAGGUUAUCCAGUUUUCCACCAGUAUUGACUAUAACUGUAUCGAAUAUGAAUCACUUAUUGUUUUUCUAUAAUAGAGCGGUUAUAUCGAGUUCCUUUACUGUUCUGUGAAAGGAGUUAAAUCAUCAUGGAGUUUUCAUAAAGGCCAACAUAGACGGUGGAUUUAAUAGGCCGAUAGCGAAACGAGUCAAGAUUUUUGAAGGAUUGAACCUUAAAAUCUACAUCAGUAAUAAUAGUUAUAUUUAUGUUCAAGCUGGGACUUAAAAUGGCCAGCCAACAAACAUCCAGUCUCACUCUCGCAUGGGAGAAAUACAUGGACUCUCGUGCACAGGGAGCAGAUCUACGUUUGCAUAAACAGUGCACUUAAAGUCUUGUGAAGACUCUUGCUAACACAGUGUGUGGGAAUUCUGAAGGACACUGAACAGCCAUAACAUUUGAAACUGACAGGUCAGUCUGCAGUCUUUGGAGAAAUUUUUGAUUUUGUUCCACUCUAUGCACCAUCUCAGGGAGUCUGGGGUGAAGGAUGCACUGAAAUUCUGCUCAGACAUGAGUGGUGCCAGUAACACACUGGCUAGGGAAUUUCUGACUGAUGUUCACCAGCUGUGUAGUGUGGUGGCUCAGCUUACAGAGACCCACAGGAAGCAGGAAGAGGAGGAGAGUCACAUGGUGGCUCUUGGAGAGUACCUGGUCCAAGGCCGUGGCUUCCUGUUGCUAAGCACUCUGGACGCUGUACUAGAUCAGGAACUGACGUGUCGGGAAGAGCUGCUUACACUUUUGUUAUCAUUGCUACCACUAGUGUGGAAGAUUCCUAUUCAGGAAGAAAAGCUCCCUGAUUUCACCCUGCCUUCACUUAUGGAAGGGCACCCUGUUCGAGAGGAAAAAGCUGCAACUCUGAAUGUGGGAAAGCAUAAAACUUUUUGUGAUGCACAGAACAUUGGAAAGCACCACUCUCACAGUUGGAAGUCCCGGCAUAUACGAAGGACUGCUCAGAGGUAUUCAGUGAGUGAUGUGCACAAAUCCCAGAUCUCCACAUCUGAUUCUGAAUCUAAUUCAGAUGAAAAAUCAGCAAAUACAUGUCCCAAACAUCACAGGUCUUCUGGUUCGUCCAGUCAUUCUAGACUCCAGCAUCAUCAGUUAGUAGUGCUUCUGCAGCAGUCAGUGCAGUAUCCUUGUGUGGAUGGCAUGAGCAGUUUUAGUGGAUCCAGGCCUUAUAUAAGGCAUUUUGAAUCACUGCUGCCCGAUACUAAAAUACUAACUGAUUCUACAGCCUUUUCUAUUUUGAGUGCUGUUGCAAAUACACCGUUUGACCUAUGUCACGUUUUAUUGUCCUUACUGGAGAAAAUCUGCAAACUUGACAUGACUAUCAAUCACAACCCAUGCUUAACUGUUAGUGUUAUUCCAAAACUCACUGAAAUUCUAACAGAGUUUUAUGACUGUUGUGGAUCAGAAGGGGGAAGUGGUCAUGAAGGGGUUGAUGAAGUAGCUGCAGGCUGGGCUGAGGAGCCAGUUGCACUUGUUCAGAGAAUGUUAUUGCGUACCACCCUGCAUUUAAUGUCUUUAAAUUUGGGUCAGAAUGAGGUACUACCCAAUAGUCUGCGGCAAAGCUUAAGAGAUCUACUCAGAGCCAUCUUGAAGAUUCGCACCGGCCUUGAUAAGCAAGCCUUCAAGGCACGAGGGAAUCUAUUUGCUCCUCAAACCAAAACAAAUCUACAAGAGAUGCAAGAAGACAUUUCUUUUUCUAGUUAUCAUCACCAAGCUCUGCUGCUGUCAGAACUCAUUGAGGGUGUUCUUCAGUUUUUGCUUGGUUGCUUAGAAGCCUCUGUCCCAAAUCCUUUAUGUUUCAGCCAGGCCCUAGAAUUAAUUCAUGAGUUUGUGCAGCACCAUGGCCUUGAAAUGUUUGAGGAAACUUGCCUUCAUCUUGAAGCUCUUGGUAAUACUUGUGAUUCUUCAGUGAGUGCUGAGGUUUUGGAACGAUUGCAUGGCAUUAUUUCUGGUGUCCUUAAGAUAAUCAGUGUAGUGAAAAGGGCCAAAUCAGAACAAAUUCACCAGUCAUCAUGUGAGCGACGUUGUCACAAACGCUGUGAGUAUUCCCAAUUGCUGCACCAUCACUGUGACAUCUCAGGGCUGCCUGUACUUGCCUUCAAGCAGGCAAAUGAGGGUAAUGACUUACAAGUGUACUACCCUGAACGUUGUUGCAUUCUGGCUGUCUGUGCUCACCAAUGUCUGCGACUACUACAACGUCUCUCUCCCUCUGGGCCUGCCAUGCUGCAGGUGCUGACGGGUGUGCAAGCUGUUGGUAUUUGUUGCUGUAUGGAACCACUUUCUGUGGUGGCUCCACUGCUUCAAGUAUUUCAAGCCCCAAGUCUGUGCAGCUAUCAGUCCUUUAUUCUCAAUGUACUUAGUAGGUUUGUACUGGAACAGCUAGGAGGAGAACAAUCUUCAGUUAAAGCCGCAAUAACUUCUUGCAUCUGUAUGGACAACUGCCAGAAACUUGGUAUCGAAAAGACUUUGUACGGAAAGGAGAUAGCCUCAUCCUCUUCUCCCUGUUCUUCCCUUCAAUCACAAGUUGUUCUUCCUAGUAGAGGGUCUGAAGAUAUGUACUGGAAAUGGGAUGCUUUAAAAGCUUACCAGGAUGUAGUCUUUGGUAAAGAUUGGCAGUGGAGUAAACAGAUUGCCAGGCAUGUAUGCCAACUGAUCUUAAGGGGAAAUGAAGUAAUACAAUGGAAACUGUACACUUAUGUUUUUUAUCCUAUGCUUCAGAGAGGUGUGGAGUUAGCCCACCAUGCUCAAAAACUAGGUGUGUCCAAGACAUGCAGUCACGUUUGUAGCUAUCACACUCACUGCCUCCCUGUGGAAGUGCUGCUUAUGUAUCUUCAAAUGCUGCCCUGCUUACUCAAGUCAAGCACAGUGGUGCGUGACUUAUUCAUAAGCAGUACUGGGCUGAAUCAGAUGACUGAAUUGACCUAUCUGGACUCCACUAGGCCUUGGGCACUUAAGGUGUUUGAGACAUUGAUUUUAAAUGGCUUUGACCAUGAGACAGAUGUUGCCCUGCAUGGACUGUGUAGUGCAGAAGAGGAAGAGUCUCAAGUGAAAGGUGUUGGUCCACAGAGUUUUAGUAAGUUCUAUGAGGAUCUGAAAGAGGCAUGUCUGAAUAGCAAAUGCAGUAUUAGUGCUGGAAUCAAAUGGAACCAUGGAGGAGCAUAUUUGAACAUUAUUAAUCUUUUUUUGUGUAUGGCCUUCUUAUGUAUAAGCAAAGAAGCUGACUGUGAUAGGGACUCUUCAAAUGACAUUGAAGAUGCCUCAGACAACGUCAAUACAGCCAGUGAACCCUUGGAUGGGGGGUUAUCUUUCCUUUUACCAGAUAGAGUGGCAUUGUCAUCGAAGGAGCACUUAAAGCGAGCAGCAGAUGUAUGGUCCGUAUGCCAUCGGGUGUAUUUGGUGAGCCCAGUAUUCCAGAAACAGCUCUUCAGAUUAGGUGGCUUGAAAGUCUGCUAUCAACUCAUGACUAUGGCUCUUCAGAUACUUACCUUGAAAAUCAAAGAAGACAAGUCUAAGAAAAAGAGUGACAGCAAGGGAAAAAUAAGCCCACACUCAGCCUGUUCAGUCCUAAACCCUGUAGAGAUUGUACUGGAAGCCAUGGUGGAUGGAACACAUGAAACACAACAGCUAGAUUUUAAUCAUUCAAUGAAUCUUGGUCAUAUGGAGGCAACAGUUCCAGCACAGAAGCUGGAAGAAGAGUGGCUUUUACAGGGUUUAAAUCUACUGGAAGCACUUUUAUCCAUCUGUCUUCACAACUCCAAGUCUGUGCUCCAGAAACCUGAAUAUAACAUCUCAUUUCAGUCUGUAGAGGAUAUCCUGUGUGAGGUGAAGGAUCAGCUGUCAAUCUCUGAUGUGGUAAACUCUGACUUGGCUGUUCCCCUGUUUGACAGCCUGUUGCGUGUUGCACUGGCUCAGGUGUCUGCUCCAGUCUUUGAUAUUGAGGAGAAACCUGAAAGGCAUCAAGCCGGUUGUGAGGUCCCAGCUCCAGCUGGAGAUUUGUCUGACGAAGCAGAUGAAGUUCAGUUGUGUGAAGUUCAAGCGUUGGGAGAGGAGAAAGGCUAUGAGGCUGAUAGUGAAAGCAACCCUGAGGAUUCUGUGUUGCUAGAGGAAGGGGUGAAGAUGGAAGUGUUGGACCCAUUAGAUAAACAUUUGUUUGAAUCUGCUGCUAUGGCACAUGGCUCUGGACAAGCCUUUUUGCUUUUUCCACAAAUAUGCCUUAUGGAGCUGCAGCUGCUGGCCAGUAGUUCUCCAGAUCCAGAUGUGCUAAGUCACAUACUGCAAAGUAUUCUGGCAACUGUGAAGAUGCAUCAUUCCAAUGCUGAAAUUAUUUACCAACAGGGUGGAGUAAAAACCAUUCUGACAGGCUUUGCAAACAUUCUCACUCAGUCAGAUUCCUGCUAUAAAGAUUGCCAUACCCUACUGGUGGAGCUGCUGAUUUCAAUGGUGAAAGACAGGAUAACAGCAGAAGAAGUGUCUUUGUUAAUACAUCUCUUCCUGGAGAAGACUCCACCUACUGAGAUUCUGUUGAAUGGCAUUCUAAAGAUGGUGGAGGCUAACACUGAAAUGGAGCCACUACAUUACUUGUCUUUUCCCAUGUUUCUUUACACCAGUGACCACAACACCAGCACAAAUUCCACAGUUGGAGCAGUGGGUACUCUCUGGGGGGUCAAACUGGGUGCAUGUGAGGAUGAGUGUCAUCUCACUCAUUUUGAGGCUUCUCCUUGGCACAUUGCUCCUCUCCAUUUGCCUCUACUUGGACAGAACUGCUGGCCACAUAUGGCCAGUGGCUUUAGUGCCUCGCUUUGGGUAAGAUUUGUGAAGAACAACGGUGAGAACCCUACAGACAGAGCUCAGGUUAUGCCGGGAGUUGGAGAAAAUAACCUCCUCCAUGUUCUUUCUGUUGGCUCCAAAGCCCUAAUGCUGCAAGUGUGGGCUGAUGUUUCUACUGGAGCCUGCUUAUUCAGGAUCUGUAUUGAUCCUAAUGAUGAAAUGAAGGCUGGUCUCCUGGCCCAGGCAGAAUCUUUGCAUGGUGUGUUGAGUGCAGGCCAUUGGCAGCAUUUUGCUCUUACUUACACAGAACAGCCUGAGGGCAAAAAGAACAUCCAUGGUUGCUUGGCACUUUGGGUUUGUGGCAUCAAAAAAUGUGAGGUCUACCUGGACUACACCCUUCCCAGGAAAUCCAGUCUGUCAUCUGAUAGUAACAAGACCUUCUGCAUGCUGGGACAUUACCUCAACAACACAAAAGAGUUGCCACAACCCUUCACAUCCCAUUUGGAUAUGGGCAGUGUGCUUCUUUUUAAUGGUGCCAGAAUAAACACUGGUGAGGCAUUUUAUCUAUAUACAAAUGGCCCUGACCUUACCUCCAUUAUGCCAUGCAAGUAUGGAAAGCCUAGUGGGACAUUCUCCAAUUAUAUUACUCAGGAAGUGCUUGAGUGUGAGCCGCUUCGGGAGCUUCUGAUGGGAAAUUCUGAAAUAGACACUUCAUUUAUCAUUGAGAGCCUAGCUGUUGUCUACUCUCCCAGCAGUCCCUCCAUCUAUACUAUCUAUGAGCCAGUGAUUCGACUUAAAGGUCAGGUUAAGACUCCUGUAGCAUUCCAGAGGCCCUUCAGUCUUAAACAAUUGCAGAGCUCUGUGCUCGAUUCUCAGUCGCUCAGGGAUUUGCAGGCUUCGCGGCCCCUUGGACUCCACAACUGUCUCCAUAAGAUCGGUGGCACUGCUGCUUUCAUCUUUCUCUUUGCUCGGGUAGUGGAGCUAAAUGAUUGUGAGAAGACACAGGCAUUGGCACUGCAGGUUUUGCUGUCACUGGUUAAGCACAAUCAGCAUCGCAUACAUGAGAUGGAGUGUUGCCAUGGGUACUCCAUGAUCCACCAAGUCCUCAUGAAUACCAAAUGCAUUGUGGGAUAUCAUAUUCUUAAGACUCUGUUGGAGGGUUGCUGCAGUGGCUCUAUCCUGUUUGUAAAAGAGGAUGGUCAGUGGCAUGUGGACACAGACUCUACUGCUGUGGUGCAAGACCUGAGGCUGCUCUCAGAAAUACUACUGGAUUGGAAGAUAUGGGCCAAAGCUCAGAGUGGAGUAUGGGAGACUCUUUUGGGUGCUUUAGAAAUUCUUAUCAGAGAGCACCAUCCUCAGCAGGCAUUCAAUAUUCAGCAGCUGCUCAAAGCCCAAGUGGUACAGCGCUUCCUGCUCAGCUGCCAAGUGCUCCAGGAGAAUCAGGAUGAGCACUUUACCUCUGUUCCACAGGGAGUGUGCCUGUCCUUCAUUAAAAUCAUUCAGGAAGUACUCGGUUCGCCCCCUGAUCUGGACCUGCUGUGUUUGCUCUACAACUUUCUUCUGGCUGUUCACCCACCUACAAACACCUAUGUGUGCCACACACCAUCCAGCUUUUACUUCUUUCUACAUAUUGAUGGUAAACUGUACCAGGAGAAGGUCCAGUCCAUGUUGUGUCUGCGUCAGCACAGUAGUGAAGGGAAGUCCACCUGUAGUUCUGUGUUCUCACUCUCCCCAGCUCCAUUUCCUGAGAUAAAAGCUGAUGAUCAUGACGGUGACAUUUUGUUUCACACACCAAACAUCUUUACUCCUUCUCCCUAUUCUUCUUCGGAAAACACCGGCUGUAUGGGGCAGGAUGUUUCUAGCAAAGCUUUCCCUAGGCCUUGUGAACUAGACAAGGCUCCUACCCUGAAUGUGCAGCAUGUAUUUGACAGCACAGUAAUACUGAAAGUUGGAGAGGGGCAGGUCCUAAACAGCCAUGAGUCAGCCAAGGCAAUCUGUGAAUCUCUGGAUAUAGUUGAUGAUGUACGUCAUGCUGUCUCCAUCAGCAUGGGAGGAGAAAAGGAAGCUCAAACAGAGGACGGCAGUGUCAGCACUGACUUGGUUGGAGAAGAGGCUCUGCAAAGGCCUGACAGUCUAAAAGGCAUCCAGUCUUUUCAAAGGAGCCACAGUGACCUUGCUAGCCUUGGUUUGGCCUUUCCAGGACAAAACGUUUCUAUGGUUGUUGGUCGAUGGCCCAGCAUAACUGAUCGCACCACCCCAAAUGAUGAUUUGGAGAGUUACACCUACUCUCCUGGCUAUGACCAAACACACAACAAGACUAGUGACAGGUCUGGUACAGAGGACUUUGUGGUUUUAAUCUGUUGUGGACUUUAUGAUCUGCUGAGAGGUGUCCUGCUACUGCUGCCAGACCUCAUGCUGGAGCAGGUGAUGGAUAAAAUGAUCCAGCCUGAAGCCCUUGUUGUCUUGGUUAACCAUCCGUCCCCUCUCAUUCAACAAGGGGUCCUAAAGCUGCUGGAUGCAUAUUUUAGUCGAGCUCAAAAGGAAGAGAAAGAGAAAUUCAUAAGGAACCAUGGCUUUUCUCUGCUGGCCAACCAGUUGUAUCUGCACCAGGGGACUCAGGGUGUGUUAGAGUGUUUGCUGGGGAUGUUGUUUGGCCGAACUGUAAGCUUAGAGGAGGAUCUUGACCUGGAAGACAUGGAAGGUGUUUCUCCUUUCAGAAAGCGAUCUGUGGUGCCCAUAUUGGGGCUUUUGGAAAACUCUUUGUAUGAAAACUCACUGGUCCACAAUGCCUUACGUGUUCUCCUGCAGCUGCUGAAUGCUUGCCCAAAACUGGCUGAUAUACUGCUUGACCAUGGCCUCCUCUACGUACUCAUAAACACCUUGUCCACACUCAAUGGCCUAGAGAAUGGGAUUCCUCAAAAUGACUAUAGACUUCUUGUAUGUGACAUACAGCAGCUACUAGUGGCAGUGACCAUCCAUGCUUGCAGCUCGUCUGGCUCCCAGUACUUUCGCAUUAUUGAGGAUCUUAUCACCUUGCUGGGUUUUAUGCAGGGCAGCAAAGUAUAUCGCACUCAGGAAAUGGCUAGGGCUUUGCAGUUCCAUAUACUCCUAUCAGCCAUUAACUUCAUUAAGACAACAGCCAAUCAGGACUCUCGGAAGUUGAGUGCCUCUGUCCACACUUCUGCCCCACUGCAGCUCACUGUUCAUCAGAAGCACAAGAGCAUUACAGGCCAGCAGAAAUUCUCCUUAGUACAAUCAGAUUCACUGCUGAUGCGAAUGCGCUCUGUGGCUAAUGAUGAGCUUACCCAAAUGAUGCAACGGCGAAUGAGUCAGGAAAACCCAAUCAGAGCAAGUGAGAGCGAGUUUAUUCAGAGACUGCAGAGACUUGUAGUGCUGGCUGUCAACAGAAUAAUAUACUAUGACAACAGAAAGGAUUUCCUUGACCUAAACUUUCCAGAAUCUCCCGAUCACUCAGUGAGCACAUCCUUAAAUGCUGAGCAAAUAUCAGAGGAAAAUAACCUCACACAUCCUGUUCCUUUCCCUCUUGUUGAUAUGAGAUGUUUCCAGAAAGAUCUUCUCAAGCUCAUGAUGGAGGGCCUAAAAAUCGGGCUGGGCGUUACCGGACAAAGUGGAGCUCCAAGACAGCAAUGGUGUCGCAUUCUUUGGUCCUGCAGGGACACUUUCCGGAUACAAAUUGGUCGGCUGCUGGUGCACACACUUAGUCCUGCUCUUCCUCUCGAGGACAGGAAGAAAGCACUAGAGUUUGUGCAUGAGAAAUAUCAUUCUGACAUCCUCAGAGAAAGCCUCAGUCCUGGACUUGAGCAUGGACCCAAGCUAGCUCUCUACCUGUAUGAGAUGCUUCAUGACCACAAAGAUAGCAUCAGUAAGGAAGAACAGGCAGCUGCAAAUACCUUCAUGACCGCUCUAAAGUUGUGUGGCCAUCGCUGCAUCCCUCCAACUGCACCACCCAAACCAGACCUAGACAAGGCAAUCAGAGAGGAGCAACUCAAAUAUGAGUUAGAGACAAAAACAAGCAAAGGUGCAUGGGAGAAAAAACUGGCCAGUGCCCAAAAGAUUCUAAUGCAAAGAUUGGAUGGUAAAUCAAAGGACAUUUCCAAAAUUGCAACAGACAUCACUCAGAACAUGUCUCUUAGACAAGGCAUAGAAAGGAAGAAGGUCAUUCAGCACAUCCGAAGCCUUUACAAGACUGACCUGAGUGGCAGCCGACAUUGGCAAGAGCUGGUGCUGCAACUCACCCAUGAUCGCGCAGUGUGGUAUGAUCAGUCCUCUUAUCCAACAUCGUGGCAGCUGGAUCCGACCGAGGGCCCCAACAGGGAGCGCAGGCGUCUGCAGCGAUGUUAUCUCACCAUCCCUAAUAAAUAUCUUCUCAAGGACCGCUGUAAACCAGAGGACCCUAUCAAGGCCCCACUUUCUUACCUCUUUGAAGAAAAGACCCACUCAUCUUAUUUUUCCACAGUGAAGGAUAAAGCCACUAGUGAGCCAAUCAGAUUCACAAGGAAGUGCAUGAAUGUAGCACCCUCCAGAGAAACUGCAGGAGAAUUGUUGCUGGGGAAAUCAGGGAUGUACUUUGUGGAAGACAAUGCAUUUGAGGCCAGUUAUAGCCAGCAGAUUCCUCUGGGAGAGAUGGAGUCUGCAUCCUUCUGCUGGACUUAUGAGGAGAUAAAGGAAGUACACAAACGCUGGUGGCAACUUAGAGACAAUGCUGUAGAGAUCUUCCUCUCUAAUGGCCGAACUCUGCUUCUGGCAUUUGACAAUACAAAGGUUCGUGAUUAUCUCUACCACAGCAUCCUCAGUUCUGAGCUGCCCAACCUGCUAGAAUAUGAUAAUAUAAAUGCCCUCACACACUUGUGGGGCACCAGCCAGAUCACCAAUUUUGAGUAUCUCACCCAUCUCAAUAAGCAUGCUGGGCGCUCUUUUAAUGACUUAAUGCAGUAUCCUGUCUUCCCCUUCAUCCUGAGUGACUACACUAGUGAGAUGUUGGACUUGCAGGACCCAACCAUUUACAGAAACCUGAGCAAACCUAUUGCAGUACAGUCAAAAGAGAAAGAGGACCGAUAUGUAGCCAACUACAGGUAUUUGGAGGAUGAAUAUAAGAAGGGUGCACGUGAGGAUGACCCUAUGCCCCCUGUACAACCAUACCACUAUGGUUCCCACUACUCUAACAGUGGGACCGUGUUGCAUUUCCUAGUCCGCAUGCCUCCCUUCACCAAAAUGUUUCUGGCCUAUCAAGACCAGAGCUUUGAUAUUCCUGACCGGACCUUUCACUCCAUGAAGACCACAUGGAGACUCUCCUCUUAUGAGUCCAUGACUGAUGUUAAGGAAUUGAUCCCGGAGUUUUUUUAUCUGCCAGAAUUUCUGGUGAACAGAGAAGGUUUUGACUUUGGAAUUCGUCAGAAUAGUGAGAGAGUGAACCAUGUGAAUCUGCCUCCAUGGGCCAGGAAUGACCCACGACUCUUCGUGCUGAUCCACAGACAGGCUCUUGAGUCUGAGCAGGUGUCUCAGAUGCUCUGCCAGUGGAUAGACCUGGUGUUUGGAAUGAAACAGAAGGGCAAGGCUGCUAUCCAGGCUAUCAAUGUGUUUCACCCUGCGACAUAUUUUGGAAUGGACGUUUCAGCAGUGGAGGAUCCUGUACAGCGGCGGGCCCUAGAGACCAUGAUUAAGACCUAUGGCCAGACCCCCAGACAGCUGUUCCAAACACCACACAUUAGCCGAGCUGGACAUAAACUCAUAAUUGAGGGAGAGUUGCCUGCUGCCAUGGGCCUACUGGUACAGCUGGCGUUUAGAGAGAGCCGUGAUCCGAACAAGGAUAUUGUCCACCCGAGUCCUUUACCAUGGAUUAAGGGCUUAAAAUGGGGUGAGUAUGUGGGCUCACCUAGUGCUCCUGACCCUGUGGUGUGUUUCAGCCAGCCACACGGAGAGUGCUUUGGCUCACUGUUGGCACUGCCUACCCGAGCCAUCUGUGGCCUCUCCUGCAAGUUCUGCCUUAUGAUGAUCUACAGCAAGGAGCAGGGUGUGAGAAGUAUGCAUAGCACAGAUAUCCAGUGGUCCGCUAUUCUCAGCUGGGGCUACUGUGACAAUACCCUGCGACUCAAGAGCAAGCAAAGUGAGCCACCCAUCAAUUAUAUCCAGUGUUCUCCGCUCCAUCAGGUAACAAGUUGUGCCUGGGUGUCUGAUGGUUGUCAGCUGUUUACAGGCAGUAAAUGUGGAGUCAUCACUGCCUACAGCAACCGCUUUGUGGCUUCUGAGAUGGAAGUCGAGUCUCAGGUUCACUUGUAUGGACAUACUGAUGAGGUCACAUGUCUUUUUGUCUGUAAACCAUACAGUAUCCUGAUCAGUGUCAGCCAAGAUGGAACAGGCAUCAUAUGGGAUCUCAAUCGCCUGUGCUAUGUGCAGAGUCUCACUGGCCACAAAAGUCCUGUGAAUGCUGUGUCAGCAAGCGAGACAACAGGAGACAUUGCGACUGUCUGUGACUCAGUGGGUGGAGGAAGUGAUUUGCGACUAUGGACAGUAAAUGGCGAUCUGAUUGGUCAUGUCCACUGCCGAGAGAACAUAUGCUCUGUUGCAUUCUCCAACCAGCCAGAGGGGGUCUCAGUUAAUGUGAUUGCAGGAGGUCUACAUAAUGGAGUUGUGAGGCUGUGGAGCACAUGGGACCUGAAGCCAGUGAGAGAGAUAACCUUUCCAAAGUCAAACAAGCCUAUAUUAAGUCUUACUUUCUCUUGUGAUGGACACCACCUGUACACAACGAACACUGAGGGCAUGGUGAUUGCUUGGUGUCGACGUGAUCAGCAGCGCAUGAAGCUACCUAUGUUUUACUCAUUCUUGAGCACCUAUGCUGCAGGCUGAAAGAGUGGUGACUACACUCAUUUACUGCUCUACAACCUUCAAAAAACUUCACAUUCUUAGAAUGAAAUGAGGCCUGCAUGAACCAUAUUAAAAGACCUGUGCCUCAAGGCAUGAGAAUCCCCACUUCGGAUAGGGCAUGUGUCCUAAAAGUAAAUGCACUGUAAAAAGAGUGCUGUGUAUCUUUGAUGAAGAUUGGAGAAUAUGUGUUUGUUGAGCUUUAAUCAUUUCUUUUUUCCUCAUGUUCUUUCUUCAUGCUUUGUUUCUUCUUCUACAUGUGUUAUGUAACACAUCUUUUAUUUUACUGGUUUAGUUUUUGGUUGUUGCAGUUGUACUUGUAGUUUUCUUUUUUUAACCACUCCAUGUUAUACAUAUUUGAUGGUGUUUUAUUUUGUGGUUUGACACUGCAAAUCUGGAUCUUUCUGAAAACCCAAAUGGCUUUAAAGCUAAUAUAAGCAUAUUUUUCCUAAUGCUCAUGUAUUCGCCCCAGCUAUACCAGCAGCUUUGGACUGUAAACGUGUGCAAGUUAGUGUCUGAGUAUGUUAGCAUACAGAAUUAAUUAUUUUGCUCUUAUGUUGCAGCAAAGUUGAGUGCAUGUACUGUAAUGGUAUUAAUUAAGAAUACUGGAGGUGGUAGAGAAAUAUUCCACCUUUCAAAAAAAAUAUAUAUAUAUAUUGAAUUCAAAACUUAGUCUUAUUGUGACAGCUAGAUGUAGCAUUGAAAUACCUGUCAAGGUCUGUCCCAUUCACUAAUUGCAUCCAUUUGCAUCCAAGAGUCCAUUUUGGAAAUCAUAUGAUAGCCACACUGUUAAACCUUAUGUGUUUUGAUAGUGUGAAAACAGUAAUUUGACUUAAAUAGAUGAUCAUUUAAUGAUUUGGCCGCAUUUGUCUCACUAACACUUUAUUUUUUAAGAAAGGGAAAAUAAAAGCAAUUUCAAAAUUAAGAACUAUUAAGAAUUAAGAACUACUACAGUUUUUGUUUCCUUAUUAUGCUUUCUUAGGACUGCAUUUCCAUUCCUGUACAUUUUAUCUGAGAAUAAAUGGGGGUGGUGUUUUUUCA